ACCUUAUUAGCCCAGGGGCAACGAACCCAAGGUCUCCGCGUUGAGUUACUUCGCCUAUUUGCUUUCUUUUUCUCGGGCUCCAAAACGUUUCCGUCAAUCUACUGCAUCGAUGCGCACUGAAUCCUUUGCCCGUCCUUGAUAAGCGGAAUCGAUCAGAAGUCAAGUUCCGCUUUCAUACAGACGUUUCCAUCCGGAUGUGCAAGGCCGAAUGCGUUGUUCUGUUCCUGGAAUACCUCCUGGCGAUCGUUUUUACAGGCGGGGUUUGGUAGUAUUUUGGGCGGCAGGGACCUAAUUUCUCCUCUUUAUUAUCUACCUGGCAGGCACGGCAUUUGGAAUUCUUGUUUCAUGCUCUAGAAAGCCGUCCAUUCAUUCUAUUCAAUCUUUUGGGUUUUCUAAGUACUUGGCGCUGAGUAGCCAAGAUGCGUUUGUCAUUCGUUAUUACUUGCAUUUCUGUUCUGGCUGAUUCAGCCUCUGCCUUUUCUGUACCAUGGAGCUCUUCCCCCAAGUCGCAUAAUCCUUUCAUCGGCAAACGCGAUACCGGCGUUGAAUACGACUAUGUAGUCGUCGGUUCUGGUGCAGGUGGCGGCCCUGUCGCCGCCAACCUCGCUGUUGCGGGCUUCAAAGUCCUUCUCAUUGACGCCGGUGGUGACUCUGGCGAUGAUUGGGUUGAGAAGGUUCCCGCCUUGCAUCUCAUGUCGACUGAGUUCGAGGACACACGAUGGAACUACUUUGUCAACCAUUACCCUGACCCCAAGCAACAAAAGAAGGACUCAAAGAUGGUUUACCAAAAGACCGAUGGCAGCUACUACGUUGGACUCACCCCACCUAAUGAUGCAAAGCCUUUGGGUGUUCUUUAUCCUCGUGCUGGUACUCUCGGUGGAUGCACUCGUCACAACGCCCUGAUCACUAUCGCCGCUCAUGACAGUGACUGGUCUUACAUCGCCAGCCUUACGGGUGAUGACUCUUGGAGCCCUGACAACAUGCGGUCUUACUUUGAGAAGUUGGAGAAGAACAUGUAUCUUCCCAGCAGCAUCAUUGGUCACGGUUUCAAUGGCUGGCUGGGUACUUCUCUCACUUCACUGUCCUUGGUUGUCGAGGAUCAGAAGCUUCUAUCUUUGAUCAUCUCUGCUGCUUCAGCCAUGGGCAAGGGCCUUUUGGGAUUCGUCUUGAACACUGUCGCAGGCCUUGGCCAGGUCUUGCUUCGUGAUCUUAAUGCACCAGGUCAGACUAGCAAGACUGGACUUUAUCAGGUCCCGCUGUCGAUGGCUGACUCUGUUCGUGGUGGUCCUCGAGACUUUAUCCUCAACACUGCCAAGGCUGUCAACAAGGAUGGAUCUCGCAAGUACCAUCUUGACAUCAAGCUCAACACCCUUGUCACCAAGAUCAACUUCGACAAGAGCGGUUCCAAGCCCCGUGCCGUCGGUGUCAACUACAUGCAAGGCGCAAGCCUCUACCGCGCCGAUCCUCGCUCUGGAUCAGCCAAGCCCACUGGUACCGGCAGUGUCAAAGCCAAGCGCGAAGUCAUCAUCUCCGCUGGUUCUUUCAACACUCCUCAGCUUCUCAAGCUCAGUGGCAUCGGUCCCAAGAAGGAGCUUGACUCUUUUAAGAUUCCUGUGCUGGUUGAUCUUCCUGGUGUUGGGACCAACAUGCAGGAUCGGUAUGAGAAUACUGUGAUUGGCAAGACUAACAGCGACUUUGUCAUCACAUCUAAGUGUACUUUCCUUGAGACGAUGCCGGAUCCUUGUCUGGAGCAGUACAAGAAGGGUCUGGGUCCUAUCACCAAGGGCGUGUAUGCGACCAAUGGUAUCGCCAUCGCUGUUGUCCUCAAGUCCUCUGUCGCUGAGGAUGAACCUGAUCUUCUCAUCUCUGGCGCCCCAGCCAAGUUCAAGGGCUACUUCCCCGGCUAUGCCGCUGACUCACUCGCCGAUGCCGAGCACUGGGCCUGGAUCAUCCUCAAGGCCCAUAGCCGUAACAACGCUGGUACUGUCACCUUGAAGUCCACUGACCCACGCGACAUGCCCAUCAUCAACUUCAACUACUUCGACACCGGCGUCAACGCAAACGGAGAAGGUGAUAAGGAUCUCCAAGCCACCUACGAAGGCUUCGAGUUUGCUCGCAAGGCAUUUGACGACUUGAUCCCUCUUGACGGCGAGUUCCCUGAAGUAUGGCCCGGAAGCCAGACAAACAAUGAGCAAAAGGCGAAACAGUUCCUCAAAGAUGAGGCAUGGGGCCAUCACGCUUCAUGCACUGCUGCUAUUGGUGCUGAUGAUGAUCCUAUGGCUGUGUUGGACUCUGAGUUCAAGGUUAGGGGUACUGAGGGUCUGCGCGUUGUUGAUGCUAGUGUUUUUCCUAAGAUUCCUGGUUUCUAUAUCGCGCUGCCAUUGUACAUUGUUGCUGAGAAGGCUAGCGAUGUUAUCAUCAAGGCAACGAAGAGCUCUUAACUUUUAUUACGGCACAUCGGCGAGAUACCUAACUUAGCCUACACCAAGCGCGUUACUUUCGCACCACGUGUCUACAUAGUGAUCAAUUUAAAGAUGUAUUUAAUUCUUAUAUAAUAAGUAUAUAAAAGCCUUUCUAG
Molecule: messenger RNA, 2578 nt
Organism: Fusarium odoratissimum NRRL 54006
Lineage: Eukaryota; Fungi; Ascomycota; Sordariomycetes; Hypocreales; Nectriaceae
Product: choline dehydrogenase
Exons: 3
Coding region: 420-2441 (673 amino acids)
Molecular function (GO): flavin adenine dinucleotide binding; oxidoreductase activity, acting on CH-OH group of donors
Source: RefSeq, a predicted model, not a curated record